AUGUCGCUUACUGAAGAACGUAUUAAUGAAAUGAAAGAAAUCUUUUCGAUGGUUGAUGAUGAUGGUGAUGGCUCAAUAACACGUUCAGAACUGGCUAUGUGUCUUCGAGCUAUGCAAUAUUCUAUUAGUAAUCGUGAAAUAAAUGAUUUAAUGAAGAAAUUUGAUUCUGAUAAAACAGGUCAUAUUAAUUUUCCUCAAUUGUUACAAAUAAUUGCUGCUACGGAACAACCAAAUUUAACAAAACAAACUCAAACAAUUCUUUCUGCUCUAAAAUUAUUUGAUACACAAAAUGAUGAAACCAUAUCUGAAAACGAUUUUCGUUUUUUAAUGCAACAAACAGGUGAACAAUUACCAAAAGAUUCUGUUGAUGAUAUGAUUAAAGCAACUGAUGCUCGAACAAAAAAUGGUCGUAUUCAAUAUCGUAAACUUGUAUCAACGCUUAUUCAUUUAUAA
This is a messenger RNA of Rotaria sp. Silwood2, 453 nucleotides long. Lineage: Eukaryota; Metazoa; Rotifera; Eurotatoria; Philodinida; Philodinidae. The record is from the annotation of a GenBank genome assembly.